AUGUCAGAACUUCACAAAACAUACAAGCACGCCGACAAGGACGGCCACUUCCGGCGCAAAGAUUCAGUCUUCCGCUCCUGGGUAUCAGCUUCUCCAGACGCAGAAUUCCCGGCCGAGAAGGACCGCUACGUGCUAUACCUAAAUUACGGCUGUCCCUGGGCGCAUAGAACGAAUCUUGUGCGCUCGCUCAAGGGCCUCGAAGACAUCAUCCAGCUGGUAGUCUGCGACUUCGAGCUGGGGCCCGAUGGCUGGUUGUUCUCGAAGACCGGGCGCCACGGAUCCGCGAAGAAAGACCCGCUGUAUGGUUUCACGACAAUGAGCGAGCUCUAUUUCAAAGCGGACCCGGGAUACGAGGGUCGAUAUACGAUCCCUGUGUUGUGGGAUAAGAAGAAGGAGACGAUUGUGAACAAUGAGAGUAGCGAGAUCAUCCGCAUGUUCUACACGGAGUUUGACCACUUACUUCCUGAGGAGCGGCGCGAGGUGAACCGGCCCGGUGGCGGGCUGUACCCUGACCAUUUGAGGGAAGAGAUCAAUGCGAUGAACGAGUGGGUGUAUGACCGCAUCAACAACGGGGUGUAUAAGACGGGGUUUGCGACGACGCAGGAGGCGUACGAGGCAAACAUAAACCCGCUCUUCGAGGCCUUGGAUCGUGUUGAGAAGCAUCUCGCGCAGCCAGGACACCAGCCAUAUCUCUUUGGAGAGCAUAUCACCGAGGCGGACGUGAGGCUGUACACGACCAUCGCACGGUUCGACGUGGCGUACUACCUGAUCUUCAAAUGCAACCUGAAGAUGAUCCGCCAUGACUAUCCGCUCAUCGACGCGUGGUACCGACGGCUGUAUUAUGAUGACUCGGAGAGAACGAACGGAGGGGCUUUCGGGAAGACGACUUUCUUCGAUAUCUACAAAUUCGGUUACCUGGUAUCUCUCGGAAAGAAACAGGGCGCUGACAGUUCCCAGAUGGUUGUUCCUUCUGGGCCAAAGCCUGACAUCCUGCCUCGGGACGCGUAG
Messenger RNA from Aspergillus mulundensis, 1008 nucleotides. RefSeq lists its product as uncharacterized. The coding region runs from base 1 to 1008 and encodes 335 amino acids. Gene Ontology annotation, cellular component: cytoplasm. NCBI's taxonomy places the organism in Eukaryota, Fungi, Ascomycota, Eurotiomycetes, Eurotiales, Aspergillaceae. Gene Ontology annotation, molecular function: glutathione transferase activity. The record is from RefSeq and is a predicted model, not a curated record. The transcript is spliced from 3 exons.